CAUAUCGGGGCAAAGUUUAACAGUACAGACGAUAACACUUAAAUAUACCUUUCGACUUCGGUAAACACACGUUUGAUUCGGUUGAGCUUAAACAUGGAUUUAUUCCUUUGAAAGGACCUAUUUUGGAUUUAUGAAGGCACUUAUGGAUAUAUUACCUGAGGACCCAACUUUCCGGACUGUUUUUGAUCACGACCUUGGGAUUGAAGAAAAUGGGCCGAUCACCCUAGACAAUUUUGAUUUGGAGAAAUUCAUCAAUGAUGACGUUUGCAUGCCAGAGGACCCAAUUUCGGCCAUUGCCUAUAACAGCCACCCACAUCACUACGGUAAUGGUUUUCGUAUCAACAACAUCCACUUGCGAGGGCCAACAACGGGACCCUGCUCCACGGGUCCCACAAACAUCCCAGGGGGUAAUGGAGGUCAUGGAAACCAGACAGAAAUGUACAUGCCCAGACAAACGUUAAUUAGCACCAGAAUGCCCUACAUAGACAGUGGACAGAUUACCAAUCUGACCCUGCCUGACAGUCCACCUGACUCGGAGCCAUACUCACCUCCAGACGGGCACAGAAAUGGCCUUAGCAACCAUAAUGGUCAUAGUGGUCAAGGCAACCAUAGCAACGGUCACAAUGGCCAGGGUAACCACAGCAACCAGCAGUGCAAUGGGCAUCAAAAUGGGCACAGCAUGCACAGCAACCAAAGCCCGAUGAACAACAACCAGCCAAAUACUCAACAAGAUAACUCCAAGUACACAACAACAUCUUCCACGAUGCAUUCCCACAUGUACGGUGGCAACCCACACCAUCAGCCUGCUGUUCAUGGGCUUCCACCCAAGGGCCUGGUUGCCAUGGCAGGGUAUCACCAAGAGGGCCCGCUACCCCAUGGGCUGCCCCACCAGCAUUCCUCCAUUACCCCCUUGACCCUUAACCUGACCCCGCACACAGGACCCAACAUGAACACUCAGCAAAUACUCACCCCUGGGAAUCUCAGCCCACAAAGCAAAAAAAGAAAGCAUGUGGACUCACCCAACAGUGCAGGGAUGUCAGGUCCAGUAUUUAACUCUAGAAAUGGACUGCUCCAAAACAUCAAACAAGAACCUAACACCUACGCAAAUCCUGGGUACCUGCAGGAUCAAGGCGAUGAUGAGUACAGUAACUAUGGUGACCCUAACGACUCAAGCAAUGGGUACGACAACGGGGUCUAUCAAGUCAUCAAGUGGAACCAAUUCCAGAAGCAAACCUGGGUCACCCUCACAGAUGUGAACUUGAAAGACUUACCAGGGCCACAGUAUCGUGUCGACGCUGACAAAGGUUUCAACAUUUCAACGUCUGACGAGUCGUUUGUAUGUCAGAAGAAGAACCAUUUCCAGAUCACUUGCCACGUUUGUGUGUCUGGUGAACCUAAAUACGUACGCACACCAGAAGGCGUGAAAAAGAUCGACCACUUUUGUCUACACUUUUAUGGUGUUAAGCUCGAGUCCCCUAGUCAAACCAUCAAGAUCGAGCAGUCCCAGUCUGACAGGAGCAAGAAGCCUUUCAAACCAGUCAGGUACGUGCUGGACCUUAUCCCCGAACAAGUGUCCAAGUUGACGGUGGGGCGGCUACACUUCAGUGAGACGACCUCAAACAACAUGCGCAAGAAAGGUCGCCCAAACCCGGACCAGCGCUACUUCAUGCUGGUAGUCGCGCUACAUGCCCACUCGGGGGAAAACAGCUACAUGGUCACAGCCAGCGCGUCAGAGAAGAUUAUCGUGAGGGCGUCCAACCCGGGCCAGUUUGACAGCGACAUUGAGACCCAGCACUGGAGCAAGGGCUCUCUACCCGAGUCAGUGUACCACAUAGGGAGGGUGGGAGUCAACACAGACCACCCAGAGGAGGCCCUCACAGUGCACGGGAACAUCAAGCUGUCUGGGCAGAUCCUCCACACCUCUGACAUACGGGCUAAACAGGACCUUGAAGAGGUCGACUCAAAAGAACAACUCAAGAAGGUGUCAGGUAUCAAGCUGUAUAACUACAAGUAUAGCAAGGAUUACGCAGACCAUGUCGGCAUCCCAGAACACCGCCGGCGGGACACUGGCGUCAUCGCCCAGGAGAUACAGGAAGUCCUCCCAGACGCCGUGAUUGACACGGGGGACGUGAGGUUUGAAAAUGGAGCUGAAAUAAAGAACCUGCUGGUUGUAAAUAAGGACCGUAUUUUCAUGGAGAAUGUUGGUGCCGUGAAAGAGCUGUGCAAGUUGACUGACAACCUUGAGGUGCGAAUAGAUGAGCUUGAAAAAAUGAACAGCAAACUCUCAAAGCUAAAACGCUUCGACAGCCUCAAGUCCACUGUGAGCUCCAAGUCUAGCUGCAGUACUGCAACCGUUAGCAGCACAGCGCCCCCAAGGAAAUCUUAUACGUCAUCCUCACCGGAACACAGGACUCAACCUAAGUCACAUCACAAGUCCCACCACCACUGCAGCAAGGCUGCCCCACCCCCGCCAGUCCCCGCCCCCCAUCCCCAGGGCUGGUGCAGCAACAGGUUCAUCCAGAUCACCAUUAUCAUUCUCAUCUGUGUCAUGGCAUUCUGUCUCAUUGCAAUUACCAUAUUGUACAUCCUGGAGCGACAGAAGGACAACCAGGGCCCCGCGGGCACAACCAUCAACAACCAUUUCCAUGGCAACAGUGGUGGGUCUACAAAUAUGACAGAUAUUCCACCAAAGACAUCUAGACCUACAAUUAUUCCAGAGGAUCCCACAACAGUGUCGGUUGAGAGAGGAGACCCGCCUACGGUACUGGCCCCCUGUGAAACCUCGGCCACGCAGCAGUGCACCAAGCAGUGUCCCUGUACGUCACAUGAUCAGGGGGUGGACGUGACCGGCUAUAUAGCCUUCCUGCAUGACAUCCAGCGCAGGAAAUACCCACCUGAUGUACCAUACGCCAUCGAAACAACAAGCAAGGAGCCUAUGCCUCUUGAGAACAGAACAAGCAAGGACCCCAUACCUGAGGUUAUUAUUAACCCAUUGAGUCAGUACCCAGAAGUGAAGGUGCCCUAUGAGAUACACACCGCAGAGGGAAAUAAUGAGCCUGCAGGAGGCCCUUACAGGGUCUACAGAAAGAGACGGGACACCCCACAGGGAUUCCAGCUAGCUGGAUUCCAGUUAAACUUCUUGGCUGAGAUUACAAUUCCAGAGUUGAAUUUCACGCUGAACAAUUCGUAUCUGGAUCCUAUGUUUUCCAUGGACAACAACAUGACGUACAAUAUUCCUUACAGCCAGUAUUUUGACAGUCAAACGCAGUACACCCUAAGCUUUACUGUGGCUUCAGGACAGGAGGUCCACUUGUGUCGGAAUGGCCACGAGGAAGACUGUACUGGCAACAGCGACAGUGAGAUCCCAAUGGCUCCUAUAGCUCUCCAGUGGAAGUUACCAAUAGGCAGAUUUAAGACCAGCUUUUUACGGUUCAAGGUCACAACAGAGGGUAUGCAGAACAACAGGAUAUGCAAUGCCCCAAUUGGAGAGGACGCCACUGAAUAUAACCUGCUCUUUACUCGCAUUUGCCUCAACUAGUUUCCACUGCAACCAAAUGCAUUAAGAUUUAACUGUUACACCAUUGUGGCUUUAAUGAAAGUGUGACUUACAUGGACAUGCCAGUAAUAUUUAAGGAUGAAGAAUAUUAGGUUUGGAUUUAUUGUAUAUGUGAAGGUGCAAAGGUGGUUUAAGUUAAAAUAUUAGACAAUGACUCAUUUUAGAGCUCUUUAAACUGUGGACUAUUAUUUUUUUACUGUGAACUAUUAUUCUUUGAAAUGAUAAACGUUUUCUUUUAACUGUGAACUUUUAUAAAGCCUCUGAUUUCCUCAUACGAGAUCAGUCGGAGUUAACAAGGAGCUGACUAUUUGUUUGUGUGGAUACGUUUUAAUAUAAUGUUUUCACAAUAUUUUGUUAUUAUUUUGUGUUGUGCUUCUAUUGUUUGUAGUUUGAAUGCAAAGUAAUUGCUGUCUAUAUGUUUUAACUGAUUUCAAUAUUUUCAAAUUUGAUAUAAAGACUAAUCACUAUUUUCAAAUUUGACCUUGAGACUGUCAUCAAUAUUUUCAAAUUUGACAUUAGACUGGUAUCAACAUUUUCAUAUUUGACCUUUAGACUGGUUAUAAUAUUUUCAUAUUGACCUGAGUCAGGUGAUUUAGAAGUUAUAUUUUAAUUUUGUUAAUUAUAUAUGUAUACUAUAUCAAUUUAUAUUGCGAUGCUAUUUUCAAUUAUUGAUAAACUGUUUUUAUAUGGUUUAAAAAUAAGUGUGAUGUAAAUUAUAUUUUAUUUUGUGAAUGUUAAUAUAAGAGUGUUGUAAAUUGUAUUUUAUUUCCUUUGCUUCUGAAAGUGCUAUUUUGAAAUGUUGCACACAAGUAUUGCUUAAAUUAAGUUAAAACUUACUUUUGUGAUGAUUGUAAGUUACCAGUUGUGUUUGUAAACUUAUUAUUUUGUGUUUUUGUUAUUUCUUUAAAUCUAUUGCUUCAGUGACCGAAUGGGCAAAAUUAAAUGAUAUUUACUUCAUGUUGUUAAUGAUCUCAUCUUGAUUUUAUUCAUUUUCGAUGUGUUACCAUCAACAAAUGUUUGACCAUACAUUUCAUUUUCUUAAAUUUCUUAUUACCUUUGACUAAAUGCGAUAAUCAUGUUACAUGUAUUGUAAAAGUUGCAUACUCAUAAGUGCUUUAUGACACAAAUUGAUAAUUUUUGAAAGACAACAUGUCUAAAUAGUGAAGGUUCCUUUGCAUAUUCCCCUAUUUGACAUCACAUGUUGAACUUAUAAAACCUUUUUUGGCUAUACAUGUUUUGUAUAAAAAAAUAAAUAAAAAUACAAACACA
Molecule: messenger RNA, 4825 nt
Organism: Dreissena polymorpha
Lineage: Eukaryota; Metazoa; Mollusca; Bivalvia; Myida; Dreissenidae
Product: myelin regulatory factor-like
Exons: 22
Coding region: 131-3538 (1135 amino acids)
Biological process (GO): protein autoprocessing; positive regulation of DNA-templated transcription
Cellular component (GO): nucleus; endoplasmic reticulum membrane
Molecular function (GO): DNA-binding transcription factor activity; sequence-specific DNA binding
Source: RefSeq, a predicted model, not a curated record